Helobdella robusta is the source of this 321-nucleotide messenger RNA. RefSeq lists its product as hypothetical. The transcript is spliced from 3 exons. Lineage: Eukaryota; Metazoa; Annelida; Clitellata; Rhynchobdellida; Glossiphoniidae. The record is from RefSeq and is a predicted model, not a curated record. Bases 1 to 321 code for a protein of 106 amino acids.
AUGAAUCCUGUAACUGUUUUGCUAAUAUUGGCGUUCACUAGUGCGGCGUUGCGUUUCGGCAAUGAGGAUAACGACGUUUUAAGUGCUUACAACGAUGUGUACGGUGAAAACUAUGAGGGAUGUCUGUUAGCGCCCAUGUGUGAUAAAUGCCCUGAAGGAAUGUACUUGGAAGUUGAUGAAAAUCAAUGUCUCACAUGUGAAUGCUUCGAUCCCUGUGCAGAUGUAUCCUGCGAAUAUGGGUGUGAAGUAAAAGUCAGUGAAGUAACUCCGAGGGGUGAUCCAAUCUACGUUGCGGAGUGCCAGUCACAAACUGUUUCAUGA